This is a messenger RNA of Armigeres subalbatus, 417 nucleotides long. RefSeq lists its product as uncharacterized. Lineage: Eukaryota; Metazoa; Arthropoda; Insecta; Diptera; Culicidae. The transcript has a single exon. The record is from RefSeq and is a predicted model, not a curated record. Bases 1 to 417 code for a protein of 138 amino acids.
AUGAUCGAUGACCAGCUCAACUACAACAGCCACGUCGAUUACGCUUGCGAUAAGGCAGCAAAAGCCACCACAGCAUUAACCAGAGUAAUGGCGAAUAGCUCUGCGAUUAGUAGCAGAAAGAGGAGACUCCUAGCCAGCGUUUCUACUUCUGUACUCAGAUACGGUGCUCCCGUCUGGGCGGCAGGAGGAAUCACGAAAAGGAACCUGACACGGCUCAACAGCACAUACAGGUUAAUGGCUAUGCGGGUGGCAAGUGCGUACCGGACCAUUUCGAUGGAUGCGGUCUGCGUCAUAGUAGGCAUUACUCCCAUCAAAAUCUUAUUGGAGGAAGAUUGUGCCUGCUAUGGACUACGUGGAACGAUGGGAGCACGCAAGAUUGCGAGAGUCGAUUCGAUGCGAAAGUGGCAGCAGGAUUGA